AUGGCGGGCAGGGGCUGGGCCCUGGCGCUGCUUGUUUGGGUCUGCCACGUGGGGGAUCAUGUCGUCAUCAACUCUCAAGAGAACAGUAAGCCAGUCUCCAUGCUGCUGCGAGCAGCCAAGGAGCAAGGCUGGCGCCGCUGGUUGCCGGGCGAUGUCGGUUCGAGAUUGUGGAGGAGGUGUGGGUGUGGAGGUAUGAGGUCAGGGCGGAUGCAUGAGCGCGGAUUGGGAGCCCUAGAGCUCGCAGUGAUGCUGAGGCAUCGAAGAGCAGGCGAAAUGCUGCGCUUGAGAGCUCUUCGAGGAGGCUUGACCGAUGGCGACGACAAGUACGUUCCGGGGAUGAUGCAGGACCUAAGCGAUGAUAGUCAAGCCGAAGGAUCAGCAAGGUAUGCUAGACCACAGCUAGACUCCCUCUCCGUGCAGGACGCGACGGAGUUCUACAUGAACCUCACGCGUAUGGCUGCCAAGGGUGAGAAGAUUCCAGAAGUAUCGAGCCUGAUGAGCCCCAAACUGGUGGAGCGACAUCGAGCGCUGGACAGUAGAGCUUCAUUGGACGCUGAGCACUUCUUCGGACUGGAGGAGACGGAUAAACAGAAAGAUUCGCAGGGCGUAAAGUCCCAGAGCAUGAAGUCUCAAGUUGAGAGGGAGUCAACCCGCGCUGAGUCGAUGACGGCACUUGACAAGGAAUGGUGGGAGAUGGAAGGGGAGAUGGAAGAGAAAUGGGAUGAACUUGCAAGGAGUCUGGUGGAAUUCUGUUGCAAUGAGGAGAUCCGCUAUGAGGACGUUCAGGAACAGCAACAAGGUUUGCUAGGGUAUUUUCCUUGUAUGUUCAACGAGAGCAAUUUCUCUCUCGCUGUAGCAGGAAGCCAUACCUCCGGUGAAGUGAAACGUUUGCUACAAAAGCAGGUCAGUCGACAUGUCUUGUUGAAAAAUCCGCCAGAUAAUCACGUCAGAGAGUACGAUGUCAUCAAAGGCAAGGGAAGCCUCGUGGCAUAUGACAUGUUGUCUGCGAUUAGUGCAGCUUUCAACUGUACCAGAACGGAAUAUAUGGAGUCAGUCUUCACUGAACAUGGCACACAUGGAAACAUUGAUGUCGAGGAUGGAUUGCACGAGAUUGAGACGCAACUGGCAUUGAUCCCUAUUGGCUUCACCUUGUCUGUGAAGGGAGUGAGUGAUUCCGCUGUCGUUAAUGGCUCAUGGGACCUGCAAGAUCAGGCACUGGAGGACGCAUGUCUUAGCAUUUGGGGAGGGCCGUGGACUAUUGAUGAGGAACUCAUUCCUUCCUUCAAGUGCAAGGUCAUCACAAUCUCUGCUAGCGCGAUCAAGUUGUUCCGACUCGGCGCAGCGUGGGUGUCGGAUUGUACCAUCGGAGGCGAAGGGAUGGACAUGUUCGAGCUGGCAGGAGAUGGAGUGACGGUCAGCCUCGGAGCUCGGCUGAUCAUGGAGAGGACUUCUGUGUUCCAUACAGGGCUGCUGGGAGGAAUCGGGGUUCGAGCAGAGGACAAGGGUUACGUGACAUUGAAAGAUUGCUUGUUCCGGGACAAUGUAUACGCUGUCGGGGUAACAUGCAAGGCCAAGAUGCAGGUGCUGAACUGCAAGCUUCUGCAACAGCAAUCAGCCGCUAUCUGGAUCGGGGCAGAGAACCAAACUUACUUGGAAAUCAGGAACUCGACGAUUAGGGGGGUUGUCUUCGAAGAUAUCGUAUUUGAAAACCGCAACGAGACUGUGCGGCAACAACGGCGUAAAGAGUACAGUUUCCUCGGAACACCCGUGAUGUUCGAUUUCUUCCCACCGGACAACGAUCAAAAUCUGCCGGAGUCGGAGAGACUGUAUCACGCAGUGGGAUAUUACAUCUUGCGCCCGUCGGUCUUCAUCAACGAGAGCAACGAGUUCCUUUCACAUAGCGGUCUCAAGGGUGAAGAAGAGGAUCUCCCUGCCUGGGCCAACCAUCCGCUUGACAACUUCGUCUCUGACUCAGAAGGGAACUUGUACUUCGAGCCCGACGUGUCGGACGAAGAUGACCUCUACUGUGCAGCUAUAGAGGAUGCAAGGAUGGAAAGUGACGGAAAGCAGCCUUUGGAGUACGAACUUGCGGGAGGAUUGCGCGUACGGGGCAAGCUCAACUACACAGCGGCAAGGUUGAAGUCAGAGCAGGAGAAAUACGUCUCCACGCAGACGCUGCAGCGUAUCCGCAAGUGGGUGGACCUGUACAUGGCUCAUCUGAAGGAGUUGGAGAGGAGGCGACAGGGACCUGAUCCGAUCUUCGACCCCGACAACGUCUACAAGCGAGAGCUCUGGGCGUGGGGGCACAUCCGCACUGAGUGGGAUCACUUGGUCAAGGAUCGGACAGAGGAUGACAAAAAGAUUAUGUCUCGCACCCUGGAGGAAAAUCUCUAUCCCAAGUUGCCCGACCCCGACGACUCGCCCCUCCUCUUGGACACGGAUCUGGAUCAGAACACUCGCUCCACCCUGUGCCCAAUCCCGAUCCCCAGGGAUAGAAAGUUGCUGCAGAAGGUAGAACGCAAGAUGGGGCUUCCGCUGCAUCCGCAGGAGCCGCGAGGGAAGGCAGCAUACCAUCGUUGGCUCAACCAGGUUUGUUUGCAGGAAGUGCAUAUGAGCUUCGAUGAGCUGCUGAAAAGAGACGGCGAGUCCAAUCCGAUUGAAGAAGAUUUUAACACGAGCAAGACGGCAGCGGGUGAUGGGACGGUGGCAGGGAAGGACACGAUGGAAGGAGCGGGCGGAGAGGAAGAAAUGGAUAUUGACAGGGAGUGGUCGAGCAAAGUCAAGGAGGAGUCAAGCUUUGAUCCUGACUGGAAGCCGAAACCUGUGAGGAGGAAGAGUACCAUGAGAUGA
Messenger RNA from Guillardia theta CCMP2712, 2850 nucleotides. RefSeq lists its product as hypothetical. Bases 1 to 2850 code for a protein of 949 amino acids. The record is from RefSeq and is a predicted model, not a curated record. Lineage: Eukaryota; Cryptophyceae; Pyrenomonadales; Geminigeraceae. The transcript has 6 exons.